AUGAAGGAAGCGAUUGUUAGGAAGGACACAUCAGUCGACAUUGUCGAUUCCCCCAUCCCAAAGCCGGGGCCUGGCUAUGUGUUGAUCAAGGUUAUCGUCGCCGGUUCCAACCCGAAGGAUUGGAAGAUCCCUAUCGUGCUCGGUUAUGAUAUGAAUACCGGUGACGAUAUCGCUGGUACCGUGGAAGCCGUGGGAGAUGAUGUCGUCGGAUUCAACAAAGGGGACCGCGUGGCCGCGUUCCACGAGAUGAGGACCUCACAGGGGGCCUUCGCCGAGUACGCCAUUGCACCCUACUACACUACAUUCCACAUUCCCGACUCAACAACCUUCGAGGAAGCUGCCACGAUUCCUCUGGCCGCCUACACAUCCGAGCUCGAGUUACCAGAGCCCUGGUCGCCACUCUCUAAGGCCGCUAGUAAGGAGGGUACUAAGCGUCCUCUUAUUAUCUAUAGAGCUAGUACUGCCAUAGGAGCUUUCGGUAUCAAGCUUGCAGCGGUCGCUAAUAUUCAUCCUAUUAUUGCCGUUGGCAGUAAGCGAAGCGAAUUUAUCAAGCCCUUCCUUGAUGAAAGCAAGGGAGAUGUCCUCGUUGACUAUACCGCUUAUAGUACUAAGGAGGAGUUGAUCAAAGCGAUCCAGGAGGCUGUCAAGAAGGGAGGUGCUCCCGACGGCCGCUGCUGGAAGGCUUUUGAUAGCGUUUCCGAAGAUGAUACGAUCAGGCUCGUCAUUAAGGUCAUUGCUAGCCCGCCGGACGCUACUGGUCGGAGGCCAAAGGUGACUAACAUCCUUCUCAAAACCGAGGUCGAGGACUCUGACCCGAGCGUUAAUAUCGUCUUCUCUCUAGUCGGUCACGUUCACUACGAGGAUGAGAAUAACAAGCUCAUUAGCGUGGUAUGGGGCGCAGCAUUUGCCCGGGGUCUGCGUGAGGGUUGGCUCACAAGCCAUCCUUACACUAUAGGGGAAAACGGUCUCGAGGGAUUGUCUGAAGGCCUAAAGGGCCUUAAAGACGGAAAGAUUCGCGCGCAGAAGUUCUUGACGCGCCCCAGCGAGACACCGGGUGCAAGCGAUUGA
This is a messenger RNA of Penicillium verrucosum, 1068 nucleotides long. RefSeq names its product zinc-binding alcohol dehydrogenase family protein. Lineage: Eukaryota; Fungi; Ascomycota; Eurotiomycetes; Eurotiales; Aspergillaceae. The transcript has 3 exons. The record is from RefSeq and is a predicted model, not a curated record. Gene Ontology annotation, molecular function: oxidoreductase activity, acting on NAD(P)H. Bases 1 to 1068 code for a protein of 355 amino acids.